AUGGCUACCCUUGCGUCGAGAGAUCAUCAAGAUCUCAUCAACAACGGUCUGGCGACCCCGGCUGCUCCUGAUGGCACUGUCAGGAUCCACAAGCGACGCUUGCAUCAGUGGGCCGAUGCAGAAUACGCACAUCUUCCGCUUUCCCCUACCCCCCCCGAAUCUUCUGAAGAUCAUUUCACCACCAUACCAGCAGCCCGCAUCUCCCUGGCCACGUUGAAAUACCUUGGAUUCAACAGCGAGAGAGCGGAUGAGAUUUGGACGAGGUGGCAAAACUGGCCAUUAAAUCCUAUCGUUUUUCUUCAAUUCGUCAUGGACCAUCUCGAGGACUAUGUGUGGCAAGAUGUUUACGAUGAGGAUGAUGACGAGUGGUUUCGAUAUAUGGAUCUAUGUGGUAUUAACGAGGAACUACAGAAAGCAAUCAUGGACCCGGAGUUUAAAAGCAUGCGCCUGAUGGAGACAUGCCUUUACUGGCUGAAAGAUACCAUGGAACUUCGUUACAUGGGCCUCGAAAGGAUUGAAGCUACUUCACGGGAACGAGAACAGGCGCUUCGACAUUCCGAGCCUCGUGUCUAG
Ustilaginoidea virens is the source of this 573-nucleotide messenger RNA. RefSeq lists its product as uncharacterized. The transcript has a single exon. The record is from RefSeq and is a predicted model, not a curated record. NCBI's taxonomy places the organism in Eukaryota, Fungi, Ascomycota, Sordariomycetes, Hypocreales, Clavicipitaceae. The coding region runs from base 1 to 573 and encodes 190 amino acids.